Molecule: messenger RNA, 5484 nt
Organism: Blastomyces dermatitidis ER-3
Lineage: Eukaryota; Fungi; Ascomycota; Eurotiomycetes; Onygenales; Ajellomycetaceae
Product: phospholipase D
Exons: 3
Coding region: 1-5484 (1827 amino acids)
Biological process (GO): cell motility
Molecular function (GO): catalytic activity; phosphatidylinositol binding
Source: RefSeq, a predicted model, not a curated record
AUGGGGGAGGACUCAACUCCAUGGAUGGCAGAGGGACUUCAGCAAUCAUCAUCACUACGACGAUCGAGCGUUCCGCAGAACCUCAUGAUUAUGGUUCCCCACGAUGUUUCUACAGAGGAGGCGAGCUUCACUCCCCCUUUGGAUGACGAAACGCCACAAUAUAGCGUCUCCAAGAAAGAUGCUAUCAAUGGAAUCAAUGAGACACAUGGGGUCUCCAGCAAACGAGUAGCGUUGGGCACAGGAUUUGAGCCUUCCAGCUCCAGGCAGCCCGACCGUGAUAUUGACACUGUUGGUGAUAGGGGUGUUACGGGACGCCAAGGAGACAUACCCGCUCGGGCUAAGCCUGAUUCCGUUCCCUCGCGAAACGCAUCAGAUAAAUCUGUGAAGGCAAAACAGCAGAGGCCACAAGGUUCCUCAACUCCACAAGGUCGUCGGAGCGUCCAGUUCGCUCGAGCCGCUUCGGACACUGAGGGAGUGGGAGCAUCACAUUCAAGGACUUCCUCUAUAGGGCCAGAAGAUGGAGACCAAUUCUCAAAAGACCGCCGCUUGCAUUCGUCACUGUUUUCAAAACUGAAGGCAUUCGCCGCCUCCCCUCCCUUCCCUACGCAUACCCGCACUGCCAGUGGCCUAACCUUUGGAGACGAAUCCGUGGAACCCAGACCACCUGGCGAUACUGCUACUCCAGGAUCUGAAAGAGGGGAAUUCCGUUUUCCGAACACUCUUGAGGAGGAAGGAAGCGAGAUGGAUGCUGAUGCCGAAUCCAGUUCUGGGGAACAAGCGAGUGGUAUCCCGAAAAGGAAGCGGAAAACUCGCAGACCACCCGGUUCGGGGUCUCAUACGGCUCCUGCGACUCCGAAGUCAAGCGCGCGGUCGCAUUUCCCACCAAAUGCCUCCUAUACACAUGGCGACAAUUUCUUCGGAGGCCAUUUCUCUCGCAGGACUGACCCAAUCGCCAUGACCCCUCCGACACGUGAUGGUGUUUCUGAAGACGAAGGUCGAGAAAGGCUAAAACGCGAUAAUAUGUGGAGAAGACGAAACGGAUGGCUACAUAGCGCCCGCGGGUUAAGUUAUAGUGGCCCAGCUCGGCCUGAAGGUCGAAGUUCUCAAGAUGAGAAAAGGCUAAGUAAUUUUCGACGGUUAACUGGAAUUGGGGGCCAGUCAGACCAUGGUGAGGGUCUUACAGCAACAUGGAGACGACACAAAGGAGAACGUGGUUCAAGCCUUAGCGCCCAGAAAUGGCGACAGAUCAAAGCAGGACUAAAAAUGAUCGGGCAACGCAAAAAGGUUGAAACCACAGUAGACCACGUCAAGUCUGCCGAGCUGCUUGCGGAGCUUACCUCUGGCAUCCCUGCUGCUCUUUUGUUGGCAAGUAUGUUCCAAAGAGAUGAGCAUGGAAGCCGACGUAUCCCUAUUCUCCUCGAACAGCUGAAAGUUCAUAUCACGGACAGCAAAUUCGACCCACACUCAAGUGAUCGCCAUUUGAUCUUCCGAAUAGAGCUGGAGUAUGGCAGUGGGAUGACACGAAUGAAGUGGGUAAUUAACAGAACUCUCAGGGAUUUCGCCAACCUCCACAUAAAGUAUAAACUCCAAAUUGGGACCAGGAGGUAUAUUCAGCUCAAAGCCCACGACUCAACGCACCCUCUUCCACAUUUCCCGAGAAGCGCUUUCCCUUACCUGCGCGGUGUUCGGGGCUUGGAGAGUGAAGGGGAAGAGGAAGCAGAUGAGGGAGGUUAUGAAACUGCAGGGGAUGGUACAAGUGGGAAUGAAAGAUCAACAAAGAAAAAGAAGCGACGCUCAUCACUAGGACUCCCCCGGAGACGGUCGAGUUUGACUGCUCCAGCAGAGAGCAUUGCCUCAGGAGCCCUGGAGCCAGGCGUUACGCGCGCUGCGUCCAUCGCGGGUGUGAAAAAGGAAUCGUACCCGGAGCGCCAACGGAAGAAGCUUGAGAUCUAUCUCCAACAAAUGAUCCGUUUCCUUAUUUUCCGCCCUGACAGCAACAGACUUUGCAAAUUUUUGGAACUUUCAGCACUGGGUGUUCGGUUGGCAUCGGAGGGGAGCUAUCAUGGCAAGGAGGGUUUCCUCGUUAUUCAGUCUUCUAAAGGACUAGAUUUUCGGAAAGCACUGAAUCCUUCCAUGAUAAAAUCGCGACACUCGCCGAAGUGGUUCUUGGUACGGCAUAGCUAUGUCGUUUGUGUUGAUUCGCCUGAAGAAAUGAACAUCUACGACGUCUUUUUGGUAGACCCUUUCUUCCAAAUUCAGCCCCAGAAAGUACGGCUGCGUGACCAAAAACCCAAACAAUUGGCUCGGUCCGCGAAGGAGUCGGCCGCACAUCCACAACACCAUACGCUGAAACUUCAAAACUCUGAACGUAAGCUGAGAUUACUUGCUCGAAAUGAGCGUCAAUUGCAUCAGUUUGAAGAUUCGAUUCGAUUUAUGGUGGAUACCACACCUUGGUCCAAACCUAAUCGAUUCGAUAGCUUUGCCCCCGUACGUCCGAACUGCUUCGCUCAGUGGUUGGUCGAUGGCCGUGACUAUAUGUGGGUGGUGUCUCGCGCCAUAAACCAGGCCAAGGACGUCAUUUACAUCCAUGACUGGUGGUUGAGUCCCGAACUCUACAUGCGGCGACCAGCUGCUAUUAGCCAGAAAUGGAGACUCGAUAGAUUGCUUCAGAAGAAAGCGCAGGAGGGUGUCAAGGUUUUUGUUAUAAUGUAUCGAAACAUCAACUCUGCCAUCCCUAUUGACUCGGAGUACUCCAAGUUUUCGUUGCUAGAUUUGCAUCCGAAUAUCUUUGUGCAAAGAUCCCCCAACCAGUUUAGACAAAACACGUUUUUCUGGGCUCACCAUGAAAAGCUAUGCCUCGUUGACCAUACCCUCGCAUUUAUUGGAGGCAUUGAUCUUUGCUUUGGGAGAUGGGAUACUCCACAGCAUCUUCUUACAGAUGAUAAAUUGACAGGGUUUGAACUGACUGAUGUGCCUAAAGAUGCCGAUCAUUGCCAGCUCUGGCCAGGGAAGGAUUACUCGAACCCGAGAAUUCAGGAUUUCUAUGAUCUCGACAAACCGUAUGAAGAAAUGUAUGACCGCGAGGUCAUUCCUAGAAUGCCAUGGCAUGACGUUGCCAUGCAUGUGGUAGGACAGCCGGCUCGUGAUCUGACUAGGCACUUUGUUCAACGGUGGAAUUACAUUCUACGGCAACGAAAGCCAACUCGUCCAACUCCGUUCUUGCUCCCUCCGCCAGAUUUUGAUCCUGCGGACUUGGAAUCCCUUGGUCUCGAUGGCACGUGCGAGGUUCAGAUUCUUCGUUCAAGCAGCACUUGGUCAACCGGAACGCCUGAUGUGACUGAACACAGCAUUAUGAAUGCAUAUGUUAAGUUGAUUGAGCAGUCGGAUCAUUUCGUUUACAUAGAAAACCAGUUUUUUAUUACUAGUUGUGAAAUUGAAGGGAAGAAGAUUGAAAAUCUUAUUGGGGAUGCUCUCGUGGAACGAAUUAUUAGAGCAGCUAGCAAAGGUGAAGAUUGGCGGGCUGUGAUCCUGAUACCUCUCAUGCCUGGUUUCCAAAAUCAGGUUGAUACGGAAGGAGGCACUAGCGUUCGUUUAAUCAUGCAAUGUCAAUAUCGAAGCAUAUGUCGCGGAGAGACAUCCAUCUUUGGCCGACUUCGAGCAGCUGGUAUUGAGCCGGAAGACUACAUCCAAUUCUUCAGCCUGAGGUCAUGGGGAAAGAUCGGGCCCGGGAAACAUUUAGUCACAGAACAGCUGUAUAUCCAUGCCAAGUGCAUGAUUGUUGAUGAUAGAGCUGCGAUAAUUGGCUCUGCUAAUAUCAACGAACGUUCUAUGCUUGGCUCGAGAGAUUCUGAGUGCGCUGCAAUCGUUCGCGAUACCGACAUGCUGUGGUCCAUCAUGGGAGGAAAUCCGUACCUUGUUGGCCGUUUCCCUCACACUUUUCGGAUGCGGCUUAUGAGAGAGCACAUUGGUAUAGACGUCGAUGAAAUUAUGGAACAAGCGUUAGAAGCCGAAGCUGAAACUGGCCAAACGAAUGCGCGGAGCGAACCAAACGGUCCUUAUAACCAUAGCGACGAGAUGCUCGAUCGUGAUUUUGACGAGGCUACCGAAAAACAAGGCGAAAGAGAGUUAUUAGAGCGAAGACACCGAAUACAGGAUGAAUUCCUUGCUAGAUCGGAGGAAAUGCGUAGCUUCAACCACGAUGUUGAUUGGGAACAGGCGAACAACCCCAAUCUUAAGAGUAACAAAAAGCUCACCCAGGACUCGAGAAUAAUGAGGAAUGAGGACCACAAGAAGGAUCUGGAGGGCCAUGGAAUUGACCAAAUGAAGAUCAUUCAGGAGGCUGGUCAUGGUGAUGGUCGUGACUCGUUCAUUGUGGAUGAUAGGAUGGAAUUCCUUGUCCCGGGAUCACCUGGAGAUACUCAAACCCAAAGGGGACAAUCUGGAGCUCGCAAAGAACCGCCAUCUCGGACUGGAGAUCAUAACGAGCAUGGGGACGUUCCACUGCCUACAGCACAGGGCCUUGGCCAAAGCGACUCCGGCUCCAGACCGUCCACCCAACCUACGGUUCAUGAUUCAUCAAGCAAUGGUGAUGAUCCUUCACAACAAGCUGCUCAGGAUCAUCCUAACACAACGCAUUUGUUCUCGUCUGAAAUAAACCGCCCCAUCGUUGACAAAGACUGCAUGAGGGACCCUCUGAGUGAUUCCUUUUAUUUGGAUAUUUGGCAAACCAUAGCUGAAAACAACACAAAGUUGUAUCGCAGUGUUUUCCGCUGCAUGCCCGAUAACGAGGUCAAAACAUGGAAAGAAUACAAAGAAUAUAUUGCCUAUGCGGAACGCUUCGCUAAUAUGCAGGGCCAGAGCAGCUAUGAAACCAAACCCAACGAAGCCAAAACUCACCCGGAAGCUACCAAAAUGACAGAUCCUCCUGGCACUGCAGAGAUCCCUAAUCAUCUUGCCAAAGCCGAAAAGAUGGGAAAUGAUUUGAAGGAAAAGGUCCUGAAUCCAGCUAAAAGUGAAACCUUAGCUACCCAAGAGGAAUUGAGACACUGGGCCUCAGAAGCAAAUAAAGCGCAGAUCGAGAGGAAUAGGCUCGAACUUUCUCAUCAGGAGACCGGUACAUCCCAGGGAGAAAAAGACCCAUUGAAGACGGUGGAGACGAAAUUUUCGCAGUCUAGCCAGAAUUUGGACGGCGCGACGGCAUCGUUCCCUGAGGCGGAGAAGAGCCCGCAGAGACGGGUUGAAGGUAGCCUACAACCAACCGCCUCAACGUCCCAGAGGCGGAGACGGAGAGCAACGACUCGUAGUUCGCGGCGGGAAUUCCAUGCUUCUGACGAUAUUAUAUCGAAAAUUGAAGCGGAGGAGUUGAUGAAUCUAGUACAAGGCCAUCUCAUAGUUUGGCCAUAUGAAUGGCUAGAGCGAGAAGAACAAGGAGGGAACUGGCUAUACACUCUCGACCAGAUAUCUCCUUUGGAAAUAUACAAUUAA